Messenger RNA from Lobosporangium transversale, 1374 nucleotides. RefSeq names its product histidyl-tRNA synthetase. NCBI's taxonomy places the organism in Eukaryota, Fungi, Mortierellomycota, Mortierellomycetes, Mortierellales, Mortierellaceae. Gene Ontology annotation, biological process: histidyl-tRNA aminoacylation. The transcript has 4 exons. Gene Ontology annotation, molecular function: histidine-tRNA ligase activity; ATP binding. The coding region runs from base 1 to 1374 and encodes 457 amino acids. The record is from RefSeq and is a predicted model, not a curated record. Gene Ontology annotation, cellular component: cytoplasm.
AUGUUAGAGCAGGCCAACCCUGUUCGUGGAAUGAAGGAUCGCUUUGGUGAUGAAAACAGACGCUUUCAAUGGAUCACUGACAAUGGAGCAAGACUUGCUAGCUUGUAUGGAUUUGAACAGAUCACAACACCGAUUUUAGAAUACUCUCAGGUGUUUGAGCGGACAUUAGGCGAGGACUCUGAUGUCGUGGGAAAGGAACUAUAUAGUUUUGAAAGCAAAGGAGGUGACAGGUUGACUAUGCGUCCCGAAGGCACAGCAGGGAUCACUAGAGCAUUGAUCAGCCAAAAGUUGCAUAACGAAUUGCCUCAAAAGUAUUAUUAUCAUGGACCCAUGUUCAGACACGAAAGACCACAAAAAGGCCGUCUUCGUCAGUUUGAGCAGUUCGGUAUCGAGGUUUUCGGUCAGGGUCAUCCUUCAUCAGAUUUAGAAGCAAUUGAACUUGCCUCUGUAUUCCUGAAGAGUUUGGGACUUGAUUCAAUUAUGUUGGAGGUCAACUCCAUUGGAGAUGACGCUUCUAGGAACAAGUACAAGACGGCCUUGAAAGAAUACCUCUCAGAGUACGGGGGUGACCUUUCUCCUGACAGCAUCAACAGAUUAUCAACAAAUCCUCUUCGGAUCCUUGACUCAAAGGCACCUCAAGAUAUUCAAAUUCUGGAGAACAGUCCUAUCCUUUCAGAUUACUGGAGUCCCCCUUCCCGAGAACGGUUCUCAUUUAUCACAGAGGCUCUCUCUCAUCUUGGGAUACCUUUCACAGUUAAUCCGAGGUUGGUCAGGGGGUUGGAUUACUAUCAGGACACAGUCUUUGAAUUUAAAGUUUCGAGUGCAUUGCUUGGAGUUCAACAGAGUACGAUCUUGGCAGGGGGCAGAUAUGAUGGACUGGUUGAGAAAAUGGGUGGGCCAGCAGGGGUGUCGUCUAUUGGAUGGGCAGCCGGUUUAGAAAGGCUGAGCCUUUUGUUGAAUGACCGAAGCAUUCCGUCAAAGCCAAGGCCGGUCGCUAUCAUCCCAGUCCCAGAGUUUGAAUCGACAGUCAACUUGAACGUAAAUAUGAAUGUAAACGUAAGCGAAAGCGAUAGUAAAGCGAGUGCAAGAACUUUUUCAAGUGCAGAACUACAUAGUCGUGCCAUGGCCAUCAGCUCUUUAUUAAGAGAGGCAGGGAUCCAAGUGGAGUUCCUACAUCUGGCAGGACCAAUCAGUACUCGAUCUCAGUUGUUGAAACGAUUAGCAAAGGCAGGUAAACUGAAUGCGACUCAUGCGGUGAUUCUUGGGAUGGAUGAGAUCCAAAAAGGGGUUGUGACACUCAAAGAUUUAGACAAAUCUGAGCAGAAGCACUGCCGAGUUGAAGAGCUGAUUAAAGAACUCCGAGGAUCGCUUUAA